This is a messenger RNA of Octodon degus (degu), 1047 nucleotides long. RefSeq names its product spermatid maturation 1 (gene Spem1). NCBI's taxonomy places the organism in Eukaryota, Metazoa, Chordata, Mammalia, Rodentia, Octodontidae. The transcript has 3 exons. Gene Ontology annotation, biological process: flagellated sperm motility; sperm individualization. The record is from RefSeq and is a predicted model, not a curated record. Gene Ontology annotation, cellular component: cytoplasm. Bases 146 to 1045 code for a protein of 299 amino acids.
CCUUGGCACAUUGUGAGGGAGAACCCCAGCAUCAUUAUGACCCACCCACUCGCCUUCAAGAAACUCUGAGUCAGGUAGGUGGGCUGCUAGACCUUGGGCACAGUGGGCUGGGGGCCUAAGGGCCCUGGUGGCCCUAGAAACCACCAUGGCCAUGGCUGAGCAUCCACAUCCUGAGUGGGCCUUGUAUCACAGCCCCACUACCACCACCACCAACUGCCAGGAUGUGGGCAACUCCAUCUUACUGCUGUUGGGCCUCAUCAUCUGCAUUAAUAUUGGCAUCAAUGUGGUGACCCUGCUCUGGAGCCGACUCCGUGUCAUCUUACGCCAAAUGUUCCAUAUCAUUUGUGAGAAAGAAACUGCUAAGUCAUCUUCACCUGAGAAGCCAACCCAGCCAAAGAAGCACAGCUCCCCUGCAGUCCAUCUUCGAUGCACCAUGGACCCUGUGAAAAUGACCGUGACCCCCCCACCCACCCGUCGCCGACGCCGUCGAGCCUCUCCAUUGUGCCGUGCCCAUGGUCCAGCAGCUUGGACCCCUGAUACUGACGAUGAAAGGUCCCCAUAUCAGAACCCAAUAAUCUGUUGGGAAGGCUUUCAACCCACCCCAGAGACCUGGGAUUCCUGGACUCAGGACACUCCAGAGCUACCUCCCCAUACUAUCCGCUUCCAGCCAGUUAUAGAGAGAAAGCCACUCAAAACAGAGAUCAGGUCAGAGCAGAGCCUAGAGGCCUAUGUGUAUCCAGUGAACCCCUCACCUCCCUGUGAGGAGGCUGUGAACCACAAGAACACUAGGGCGGGGGCAGAGGCUGAGGUGGCACAGUGUCAGCCUGACCCACCACCCUUCCUGGGCCCAGCGGUCAUCCCUGAAAUCCCCAGGCAGCGCUCCUCAGGCCGAAUAGUGUAUGAUGCCAGAGAUGUGAGGCGGCGGCUUCGGGAACUGACCCGGGAGGUAGAGGCCUUGUCCCACUGUUACCCCUUUGUGUCUAGAUCCAGCGCUGCUGAGGGGACUGGCAAAAACUGGGUAUAUCGUUCUGUAGCAGGGAGGUAACA